UCCUUAUAUAGACUGUCACUAGAUCCAUCCGUCCUUAAAUCAGUAGCCUCCCCGAUCCGGCCUUCAGCUCCCCGCAAACAGCAUGACUACCAAAGAGCAGCAGACAGCGUCCCAUCAGAGCUCGGUCCCCCUUUCCCCUGGAGGCCGACGCCUAGAGGCAACCCGCCAGCUGCAUAUGAGAGCGUACACUUUAUGCAGAGAAUACCUGAGGGGAGUAUGGAGAGACAUCGAACCAGACCAAAUGAGAGUGUCUGUGGUCAGUGGUGGCCUGAGCAACCUUCUGUAUAAGUGCAGUCUUGUAGACUCCGUGAGAACACAAUCCACUGAGCCUCGGCAGGUUCUGCUACGGCUGUAUGGAGCUAUUCUGCAGGGUGUGGAUUCUCUGGUACAGGAAAGUGUCAUGUUUGCAAUUCUUGCCGAGCGCUCCCUUGGACCACGAUUAUAUGGUGUAUUUCCGCAAGGACGGCUUGAAGAAUAUAUCCCUAGUAGACGGUUGGUGACAUCUGAGCUUGCUGACCCUGAAGUGUCCAGUGAGAUUGCACAGAAAAUGGCCAGAUUCCAUGGGAUGGAGAUGCCGUUCAACAAAAUGCCGGUGUGGCUGUUCAGUACCAUGGACAAGUAUAUGUCUGAGAUUUCCACUCUUUCAUUUACGGAAGAUUCUCUGAUGGAAAAAUUUAACCAGCUAAAGAGUCUCCAUUUAGAGGAAGAGAUGCAAAGUCUGAGAUUGCUUUUGGAAUCCACAGCAUCUCCUGUUGUCUUCUGUCACAAUGAUGUUCAGGAGGGUAAUAUCCUGCUUCUUUCAUCUCACAGUUCACCUUCAGAAAGACUCAUGCUCAUCGACUUUGAGUACAGCAGCUACAAUUACAGAGGGUUUGAUAUCGGAAAUCACUUCUGCGAAUGGGUAUAUAAUUAUCAUCACAAUGAAUGGCCUUUCUUUAAAUCACAGCUGGAUGACUAUCCAACGAAAGAGCAACAGCUGCCUUUUUUACGUUCCUACCUGGCUGAGAUGUUUCCUGAGCUCAAUGAGGAUGAACGUCGUGCUCAGGAAGAAGCAAUGGUUAUUGAGGUGAACAGGUUUGCUUUGGCCUCACACUUCUUCUGGGGUCUAUGGUCCAUUUUACAAGCAAAAAUCUCCACUAUUCAAUUUGGGUAUCUGGAAUACGCUAUGUCUCGGUUUGAAGCAUAUUUCCAACAGAAGCCUCUUUGGUCCUGAAGUGCAUGUGUAGAAAGUGUCUUGCCUCAAGCACAUCACCCCACUUUCACUGAUCACUGUAUUCUGGCCGCCGCCAUUAAUUGUCCUGUCUUUCUCCUUGGAUCGUGUACUUUUGUUUAUCAAAGCAAAUAUUCCUUAUACACUUUACCACCCGAUGUCUUCUGUGCACACUAUGUCCCCCUGGAAAACACCUUUUCUCAGUGCUGCUGUUAAAGUGGGUCAACAGAGGUAGCAGCCCUGGGCCCAGACUUAUGUCCCCUCAGCCCUCUCAACAGCCACCAAAGUCACGAGGUCUGUAUAGCCUCUUGGGCAUCCCCCUCUUGACAUUUUGUCCUCCUGCUAUAUGAUGUCAUAUCUGGAUGCCCAGCAGCAACCCUUUAUAUUUAAAGAUAUACUCUACUUGUUCACUGGUCAAUAGCCAAGUGCUAUUUUCUUACCUUUCUUACAACUAUAUUGUUGUUAUAAAGAAACACUAGGCAUUGUACUAAAGCUUCUGCUAAUAUACUGAUUUAAUAGCAGAACGUCUGUUUGAAACAUUAACUUUGCUUUUGAAUGUCCUUUCAAAUGGUUUUAAGUCUCUCCAUCUUGCAUGGGAUAUGCAAUGCUGCUAUGUCUUUAGUCCAAUGACUGAAGAUAUUAGUGUUACUAGUACACGCGAUAAUUUAAUUCCUAUUCAUUUUUUUUAAUAAAAAGUCAAUUUAAA
Molecule: messenger RNA, 1916 nt
Organism: Spea bombifrons (plains spadefoot toad)
Lineage: Eukaryota; Metazoa; Chordata; Amphibia; Anura; Pelobatidae
Gene: CHKB
Product: choline kinase beta
Exons: 11
Coding region: 83-1213 (376 amino acids)
Biological process (GO): CDP-choline pathway; phosphatidylethanolamine biosynthetic process
Cellular component (GO): cytoplasm
Molecular function (GO): ethanolamine kinase activity; choline kinase activity
Source: RefSeq, a predicted model, not a curated record